AUGUUCCCAAUGGAUUCAUGUAACAAUUUACGCAUCGUCCUACCUCACGUCGGCCUGGUCAUCCUCUCAACCGCCUACACGCUUCUCGGGGCUGCGAUAUUUCAUCACUAUGAAAAGCCUUACGAGGAGCAACUGCGGAACGAUUCCGCACACCGCGUGCAUUUGUUGAAACAACGAAUCAUCGACGAGUUGUGGGAGAUGAACAACAAUGGCACGCCGUACACCAUCUGGGCGGAGCGCGCACAAAUCGCCAUGAACGACAUUAUUCAUGAUGUUUUUCUCGAUUACACUAGGAAUUAUAUGACACCUGAAGACGUCAUUACCGGCACCGGUCCUUUUAAAUGGUCUUUCGGUUCAAGCAUAUUCUUCUCAUGGACUGCCAUUACGACAAUCGGUACGUGCAUUCAGAUCUCUUUAAGUGGUAUAGCAUUUGAGCAAUGCUGA
Molecule: messenger RNA, 444 nt
Organism: Cooperia oncophora
Lineage: Eukaryota; Metazoa; Nematoda; Chromadorea; Rhabditida; Trichostrongylidae
Source: the annotation of a GenBank genome assembly